AGGUAAGCGUACCCCUCCAUCUGUCUUUUUCCACCAUGUUCAUUUUCACUCGCACCCUGUACGCGACUCCUGCAAUACAAGUUUUCUUGGUUGUGUUGUCCUGGAGUCAAGUGCUGCCACCUAAGUUGUUGGCCUCGAUGACGUUUGGCCGGGAGCGGAUGGCGUGCUCUCGCUAGCUGCACGUGAUUGAGCGAUGCCACUGCGCGCAUACGACGGCCACCUACCUGCUUGAGGAGGUCUAUAUGCAUGCUGUAUCGAUUGAUUUCCGUUGGUCUAUUCUGCUUACUGAUAAAAUAUGUAGCGGUGACCGUACCUUGAGGGUGUCACUUUUGCCCGCAGUAUCACGCUCACUAACAGUCGCUAAGGCUUAACUUUUACCUCGCCCACAAUGCCUAGCAUGAGCAGCCACCUCUCGCAUAUUUACGAACCCGAUAGUGCAAUGCAACUGGGAUUGGAUGAUCUUCACAGGUUGUCCACAGUCACGCAAGGCUACAACAUUGGCACCUAUCGCCCGCCAUACGCCCACAGCAAUGCGACAUCCACCUCAUCAGCCGCAUCCCCCGAUCCUACCAAUGCCGCUCUACUCUCCGGCCCUGUGGUUGUCGAAGCCGAAGAAGACAAAAGGAAACGCAACCAAGCGGCUUCUGCACGCUUCCGCCAAAAGAAGAAGCAGCGUGAGCAACACCUCAUGGAGAAGAGCCAGGAGAUGCAGGAGCGGGCAAAGCAGCUGGAGGCGGAAAAUGAUGGGCUGAAGAAGGAAAAUCUAUUUUUGAAGAAGCUGUUGGUGGAGAAAGUGGAUCACAUGAGUGAUGAGGAUCGUGAGUUAUUGAGGAAGGCUGCCGCGGGGGUGCUGGAUAAGGUCAUUGGGAAGGGGAAUUGAACAGGCAAUUUUUCUGCACUCCCGCUCGAACCAGCAUUUUGGCCUUCGAUCUGAUUGCAGCUAUGGGGGCGUGUUGGUGACACAGGGCAGCACUGAUGCCUUACACAGGAUGGGCUGGCGUUCACGGGUUCCGGUGUCGACACAUUCUAUUCGUGAUAAUUUCAUACUCCUCUGCGUAAC
Messenger RNA from Exserohilum turcica Et28A, 1060 nucleotides. RefSeq lists its product as uncharacterized. Gene Ontology annotation, molecular function: RNA polymerase II transcription regulatory region sequence-specific DNA binding; DNA-binding transcription activator activity, RNA polymerase II-specific. The record is from RefSeq and is a predicted model, not a curated record. Bases 389 to 880 code for a protein of 163 amino acids. Gene Ontology annotation, cellular component: nucleus. The transcript has a single exon. Gene Ontology annotation, biological process: regulation of transcription by RNA polymerase II. Lineage: Eukaryota; Fungi; Ascomycota; Dothideomycetes; Pleosporales; Pleosporaceae.